Onychomys torridus (southern grasshopper mouse) is the source of this 1527-nucleotide messenger RNA. Its product is annotated as selection and upkeep of intraepithelial T-cells protein 2-like. Gene Ontology annotation, molecular function: signaling receptor binding. Gene Ontology annotation, cellular component: external side of plasma membrane. NCBI's taxonomy places the organism in Eukaryota, Metazoa, Chordata, Mammalia, Rodentia, Cricetidae. Gene Ontology annotation, biological process: T cell receptor signaling pathway; regulation of cytokine production. The coding region runs from base 4 to 1527 and encodes 507 amino acids. The transcript has 10 exons. The record is from RefSeq and is a predicted model, not a curated record.
GUCAUGGGAGUUAUGGGAGUACUUCUUGUCACACACUGCAUUGUCUUGUACCUUCUUCAGAUGGUAGCACUGAGUUCAGAACAAUUCACAGUGACUGGCUUAGAGGGGCCAGUCUUGGCUCCAUUGGGUGGAACCCUUGAACUCAGCUGUCAGUUGUCCCCACCACAACAUGCACAGCACAUGGAGAUUCGCUGGUUCAGGAACCGCUAUACGCAGCCAGUGCACCUGUACAGGGAUGGUAAAGACCUGCAUGGAGAAACUAUCUCCAAGUAUGUGGAGAGGACUGAACUCAUCAAAGAUGCCAUUGGAAAAGGAAAAGUGACCCUCAGGAUUUUUAAAGUGACAGUUGAUGAUGAUGGGCCAUACCACUGCUUCUUCAAAGAUGGUGAAUUCUAUGAAGAGCACAUUACUGAGGUCAAGGUCACAGCCACAAGCUCAGACGUACAGAUUCUUAUGCAUCCCCCUAAUACCAAAGGUGUGAUGUUAGAGUGUCAUGCAGGAGGUUUGUUUCCACUGCCUCAUAUGGAAUGGAGAGACAGCAAAGGAGAGGUCAUUCCAGCAACAUCAAAAUCCCAUUCACAGGAUAAAAACAAAUUGUUCAACAUGACAAUAUCCCUUCUUAUCAAAACCAGCUCCCACAGGAAUGUCACUUGCUAUCUUCAAAACCAUCUAACUCACCAAGAAGAGAGCAUAUGUAUCACCCUAUCAGGUGAACUGUUUUCAUGGAAAAUUGUUUGGAUAGCAAUUCUGAGUACAUUAUUGUCUGUGCUAAUAGCCUUCCUCAUGAUUUCCUGUAUUCAGCAACAUGUCAUACAUGGUAUCUGCUCUGAGAGAUUUCCUCGCUGGUUAAAGGGUUCAAUGGUACUCAUGAUUUCAGUGUUUGCAGUUAUAGGAGUUAUGCUCAUUUUGCAUCUAAAACAAAGAGUCCCUGUUUCAGAUUCACAUUUUGAAUUGGACACUUUGUGGCUGGAAGAUAUUAGUGUGAUCCUGUGUGUGCUGAUAGUGUUCAUCAUCAAGCUCAUUUUAUUAAUUUACUUCAGAUUGGAAGGUGAAUAUGAUGAAUGUGCACCUGGAUGCAAACAAUGUUCCUGUAAAUUAAACAUAAUAGCAAAGAUCUUGCAGUUGCUAUGUUUUAUAGUCUUCUCUGUAACGAUCCUUCUUGUGUAUCUGCAGUUACGGAACAAAACAUAUAUUUCAGAUCCCUCAUUUCCCUUGUACAAGAACUGGUUGAUGAAUACGGCAGUGGUAGUAGGAUUUCUGACAGCAAUUUUCACUAUUACAACAAUUGCAUUAUCGUGGAUGCACAUAAAAAGUUGGUGCAAAACCCAAUGGACUACUCCAACAGAUGCUAAGGAAAGCAGACACAAUAAAAAACAGAUAAACGUGAUCUUCUACAACGCUGAAGAUAGGACUGGGAGAUUGGAAUUAGAAGACAAGAAGGAGAGUGAAUAUUGCCUACAUGAUUUCCUUGCCAUCAUCCCCAUUGUGUUUCCAGGGAGUGCCUUUGAAAGCUGGCAGUUGAAAUAA